This is a messenger RNA of Mytilus trossulus (common blue mussel), 7242 nucleotides long. Its product is annotated as RING finger protein 17-like. Gene Ontology annotation, molecular function: zinc ion binding. Lineage: Eukaryota; Metazoa; Mollusca; Bivalvia; Mytilida; Mytilidae. The transcript has 41 exons. The record is from RefSeq and is a predicted model, not a curated record. The coding region runs from base 80 to 5365 and encodes 1761 amino acids.
UCAUCUCGUUCGUUGCGAGAUUUCGGAGCGUGCAUGCACGACGGCCUUUGCAUCUUUUCUGCGGACAACAGGAGCAAUUAUGCAAAAGUGUCCAUCUUGUCCGAAGUGCUGUAGCUUUUAUUCAACCAAAGAUGCACCUAAAUUCAACAGAAAUCCAGUAUUACUUCAUUGUGGACACACUUUUUGUGCAGCAUGCCUCAACAAGCUAGCCAGAGAAAACAAGACAAGUAUUACAUGUCCUACCUGUCAGGUUCCGUCUCCUAUCAGUGACGAUGGAAUUAAAAGUCUGUGGCCAGAUGUAUACACAACAGGCAUGAUAGUGUGUAACCAAAAGAUCCUCUUAGAUCAAGAACUGAGUAAAUUGACACCAGCUGGAAUGAAUAUGCAAUCCAAGAGAGAUUAUUCUCUGACUGAUAAAAGAGCAGAGAAGUUAUGUCGUGAAUGUUGUAGAAGACUAGCUACCUGUAAAUGUGACAGAUGUGAUUUCAUCUUGUGUAAGAUCUGUUUUAAUCAGAUUCAUGGCUCAUCUAAUACUCUCCGACAACAUCAAGCUAUACCUUUAUCACAGGAAGAAAGUAACACCACUUGCCAGUUAGAAGUCUCCUCUACAUGUGCCAUACACGAUGGUAAACUGAUAGAGUAUUAUUGUGAGGAUGACCAUACACCAGUCUGUUCAAGAUGUGUUAUCACUGGAGAACAUAAAAACCAUUCUAUAUUGUCUAUGGAAGAAAAGAAUAAAGUUGUCGUCUCGGAAAUGGAACCAGCUAUGCAGACUGCUAGUAGAGUUAUUAAAAAGUUGAAAAAGGCAGAGAAGUCCCUCUCAGGGUUAUUACCCGACAUGAAGGGGGAAACCACAGAAGUCAUACAAGAGAUCACCACCUAUUACACUGGUCUACAUGGAGUUUUACAGGCAAGAGAGAAACAGCUAAUACAACAAGUAUAUGAUGCAUUUAAGGCCGGAGUGGAACCAUUACAUGACCUGAAACAAGAAAUGCAGGACAAUCUAAAACAGUUAGAGAGUGCAGUUAAAGCUGCCCAACGAGUUCUCAGUAACAGUGAUGAAGUGGUAUUAAAUGCUAAAGACAUUCUACAACAACUACAACGGUCCAGAGAAAUUCCCUGUAUAGUGGAACCUAAACAACAAGAAUCUUCUGAAAGAAUAAGAUUUGAGAAAGACCACAAACUGAUGGAAGAAAUCAUUGGGCAUGGUAUGAUCACUGGUACAGUUCCUUCAAAAGCUGCCUAUUUUACCCUGUCAGAUAAGCCUGAAUGUCUGGUGUUUGAUGAUACAGACAGUACUGGUACCCAGACACCCAGUGAUUCAGUAAGUGUGGUAUCCAGACUAUCAGAGGAUGUUAUCCUAGAAGAUCAAUCUAUAGAUAAUUCUCAAGGCAGUACCAGAAGUAUGACCCCUGACCUUGAUAUUAUUCCAUCAAAGGGGGAGAAGAUCAGAGGCUCAUCAACACCAGUUAUCGUCACUCAUGUUAGAAAUCCAUGUUUAUUUAUGGUACAGAAAUGUUCAGAUCAGAAUAUUCUAAAUAAGUUAUCUAAAGCCAUCAACUCGUAUGCCAGGAGUCCUGUGGCACCUAUACCGAAAAAACUGGCCAGAGGAGAUAUGGUAUUAUCCAAGUUCAAAGAUGAUAAGUGGUAUAGAGCCAGAGUAAGAGACGUCAAUGAAGGGAGUACUUAUAAAAGUACAAUGGUAGAAGUUCUUUAUAUAGAUUUUGGGAACUCCCAGAAAGUCCCAUUAGAUAGAAUAAGAACUAUACAGCCAAAGCAUUCUAAACAACCUGAGUUAUUAAUAGAAUGCUGUCUACAUGAUAUAAGACCAGCUAAUGAGACUGGCGCCUGGUCUGAAGAGUCUAUAUCAACCUUUGUUAAAAUGACAGAAAAUCACACCCUUAAUCUAGUGGUUGUGAGAGAAGUGAACAAUGUCCUACAUGUUGACCUCAGUAAACCACCAAAUGAAGACAUAAAAGAUGACAGACCAAUAUCAGUGAGAGACAGUCUUGUCUUCUUAGAACUUGCUAAAUUCAUCUCUCCAGACUCUGGCAAUGUAGUUGGUCAGACUGCUACGAGACGUACAUUUAUAAAACCAGAACCAAAGAGCCGAGGUUGUUCAUUUACAGGGUUAGUGACAUGUGCUGGAGAUCCAUCAGCAUUCUAUGUUCAAGAGAUAACAGAAGACUCCACAUAUUUUGCCCAACUGAUGGGACAGAUGCAGGAUAGAUACAACAGAGAUAUGGGAGAUUUAUGGUUUAUAUAUUGUCCACAGAUGGAUAUGCCAUGUGUUUGUAAAUACUCUGGGGAUGACAUGUGGUAUAGGGCAAAGGUCAUUGGUAUCCCAGGUAACAAACAGGUAGAUGUCCAGUAUGUAGACUUUGGAAACACAGAAAGAGUUCCGUAUUGGAGACUUAGAAAACUACUUGACCAUUUCAUCAUGAUGCCAGUACAGGCUUUACCAUGCAGAUUAACAGAUAUCACUCCAGCUAGCACAGACUGGUCAUCAGAGUGUAAUAGUUGGUGGAUAAGAAAAGUGACAAUGAAAGUUUUCUCUGUACAUGUUACAGAUGUAAAAGGACCUGAACUAAAUGUGAUAUUACAAGAUGACACGGGUAUUUGUACCAUUAAUGGUGAAUUGGUUGGAGCAGGACAUGCCAUCAGUACGGGUAAAGGGUCUUCAGCUGUGCCUCCUCAGUAUUUACAGCCAGUGAUUGACAGUUCAGAUGAAAGUGUGUCUGUACGAAGUGAAUCAUUAUCAUCAAGAUCUACAGGAUCUUAUGUUACACCUAUCAGCUCUCCACUGAAGCUAGAAACAUCACCACACCCACUCAGGCAACAACAAUCAGAAUCGCCUGCUAGACGGGAUAUCAGUCUGUCACUUAAUAAACAACCUCAGUCAGGAGCAUGUCCAGGGAGACAACAGCCUCCAAGACAACAGCAAUCACCUGCAAGACAUGAUGUUGGUCUGUCACCAAAACAACCACAAUUACGAUUAUCACCUGGUAGAGAUGUGACAUCAAGCUCUCCUGUGAAAUCAUUGUCUCCUCAGAAAGAAAAGUCAGAUUCUCCAGAAAAAUAUCAUAAAAGUACAAGUAGUUCAGGAGAGGAAUCAUCAAAAUCAUCUUUGCGUCUUGAUGUUGAAAAAGCCAAGCAGCACACCCCUAUCCCCUCUCCUGGUAAAGCUAGUGACACAUCUGACCCUGAAUCCCCAGCUGUGGAGCUAGAAGUUAUCAUCAGUCAAUUCACAUCACCCACAGAUUUCUAUGUACAGCUGGCUACUGCAGGAGAAAAUGGUCUCAAUAGUUUAAUGGAAGACAUAGGAAAUGAGUAUCGUCUGAGUGAGGAUCAGUGGGUCACGUGGGAGGUUGGAAACUUCUGUGCAGCCAGGCAUUCCGAUGAUAAAAGAUGGUACAGAGCUAAAAUACUCAGUAUGCCUCAUAAAACUAUAGCAGAGGUGUUUAUGGUGGAUUAUGGUUAUAUUUGUCAAGUUGGCGUAUCAGAGAUUAGACCUCUACAGAAGCCAUUCCUAAAACAGAUGUGUUUUGCCUUUUCUUGUCAUUUGGCAGAUAUUGUGUCAGCUGGAGACAUGAAAAAAUGGUCUAGAACAGCUUGUGAAUUCAUGGCAGAGGAAGUAAAAAAUAUGAAAAUGUAUAUCCAGAAAAAGGGAAAUACCCAGAAUGAUUCAUUACCUAUUGAUCUGUUGAUGGAGGAAGACAUUUCUGAGACAGCUUUAGAGCCUUCCAGAAAACAUUAUUACAGCCUCACUGAUAAGCUGAUAGAAAAAGGUCUUGCUAUUCCAAUCAACAGAAGGAAGAAGAAAAUUUUAGUUGAAGCUGAAGCUGCUAAAAUAAAGAAGAUCCAGCCUGUAAGUUACUGGAAGCCAGCAGUCAAGCCAAUGAGUUCCUCUAUACUGGGCAUGCCAGCUUAUGUUGAUUUUGAAGGAAUCAUUUGGGUACAGGAACUAAAGGAAAAUGAAGAUACUCUAUACAGUAUGGUAAAUAGAUUACAGGAGAAGUUUGUAGAUUCUGAACCACAUGGUAGAGAUGAGAUAAGGUGGCAGGAAGGACAAGCUUGUAUUGCCGUGUUUCAUCUAGAAGAAAAGUGGCAUAGAGCUAGAAUAUUGAAAGUGGAGCCACAUAGAAUACAGGUUGAGUUUGUAGACUUUGGUAAUGUGGAAUAUAUAAGAUAUGACAACAUUAGAGCUGAUGUGCUGGAGUUUAUAGAGAUACCUAUACAAUGUAUGGCCUGUAUGUUACACAAUGUAAUACCUGUAACAACAACAGGUAAAUGGCCCGUACCUACCCUGGAUAAGAUGCACACGAUGGUAGUUAACAAGCCUUGUGUCAUAGAUAUAAAGAGCAGAGAAGUAGACCGUCCAUUAGAAGUUAAUAUAACCCUGCCAGACAAGAAGGAUCUCAGUACAAUACUAUACAAGAAAGGUUUAUGUUACAGGACAAAUGAUGUCACAUAUAGAGUAGAAACCAGCAAUAAGAUCGGCAGAAUUUUAUCAUCUAAAAGGUUGGCCUAUCCUAAAGUAAAGUUGGCACCUAAGAAUGAAUAUUUUAAUGUGUGUAUCACUAAUGUAGAAGCUCCUGAUGUGAUCUAUUUCCAACAUUGUAAACAAGAGGAGAACAAUGAUGAGAGAACUGAUGAAAUCAACGAACAACUGACAAGACUUCAAAUAAUAUCUGUAGAACUGAACCAAGUAGCUCAUAACUUCAACACAUUACCUAUACCUAAACCAGGUUUGCCAUGUUUAGGACAAUACACUAUGGAUAACAGUUGGUAUAGGGGACUUAUAAUUGAAGUUGAUCCUGAGAUCCUACAAGCCAGAGUUCUAUAUGUUGACUAUGGAAACUCAGAGAUACUCACAUUUGACAGACUAAGAGCAUUACCUAUUCAAUUUCUUGAUCUACCAGCACAAGGUGUCAGAAUGAAACUGAAUGAGGUCAGGCUACCAACAGGUCAGAAAUACUGGACUGAAGAUGUCCUCAAAGCAAUGGUUGCUGAAGUAGAAAACAGACCUUUUAUGGCAUGUUUGAAGACACAUAGCCCAGUGACUGGUGAUUUAUUGAAGAUAUCUGACGCUCCUGGAGAACCACUAGAGUUGGCGUACCAGUCAUUGAUAAACCAGGGGUUGUUACAGGCACCAGAUGAUAACCAGUUAUUUGAUGAGGGUCUAAUUGGUCAGAUAGAAGAUGAUGUAAUAAUUGAGAGAGAAGAAGUUGUUGAUUUAGAUACCUCAACAAGUACAACUAAGGGAGAUAACUCUUUCUUGAAUGAAGAUCUGACUGUUCCUGAAGAAAGAAUAAGAACAAAAUCAUGGAGUGACCAAUGUGAUGAUGAAGACUCGCUUGAUUGAAGUUUGACCAAAUUAGAAAUUAACUGGUGUGGUUAUUUUCGUCAAUUGAAGCUUGGCCAAAUUAGAAAUUAUUGUGAUUGUUUCAUUUAUGAAAAUUGAGUGAAAGAAUUUUCAACAUGAGAUUGUUGUUCUCAGCUUUAUCAGCUGGUACUAGAAGAAGAGACUUUAUUUCACCAAUGUAUAAUUGGUUAUACUAGAGAAUACAUCAACUGACAGUGAAGGUCUUUGUUGAUUGUGUAUGUACUUUGUUACAAGUGAUAUAAAGAGUCAUACUUUAUGAUGUGCAAUAUCAUUGUAUUAUAUCAUUAAAACAACUUUAAUGGUUACCUUUUUAGAUUCCAAACAAUGAGAUAUGAUUAAACAUGGUCAUAUUUCUUCUUUACUUUAUAAAAUGUCAAAUUCAAAUUUUAAAAGACCAGAGGAAAAGAUCAUUGUGACUUAAACAUUUGAUUCGAUAGUCCUUUUUGUAAAUGGUUUGUUUUUUGUGUUACGUGGACAUUAUUUUUCUAUUUUUCUAAUGUCUGGUUUGGAUCAAAUGUUUACACUUAUAUUACUAGAUUAGAAAGAUUUUAAAGUUUCAUCAUCAUCAAAAAAGAUUUAUUAUCAUUUUAAUUACAAAAUUAAUUAGCUUGUUACGAAUUUCUCUCUUUUUGCAAACCUUUCUGGCUUAUUGAUAAGGAUACAGCCUCAAUUGAGUGUAAUAGGUUUUUUGAUUUGAGGAUCAUGUUUUUCCAUGAAAUAGAUUAAAUUUAAACCUGAACAGAUAUUGUGAUUUCUUACAGUAUUUAUAUAUUUUUGAAUACUUGUAACUGUAGACAGGGCUUUAUUUAAAUUUUUUAAUUGAUGCCGAAAUAUGGCUUUGAUAAAUGUGAAAAACACAUUUUUAUCUGACUUGUUAGCUCACUUGUAUAAUUCUAGUCAUGUUUUAUAUGCAUCAAUAUAUUUUAUUUACACCUAUCCAGUAGGAUAAUUUCUGCAAAACACUUAUCUGCCAUGAAUGCUUGCUAUUCCAAGACAAAUAUACAUCCUUAAUUUGUCUAUUUGCAUUUACCUUCUGUGUAUUACAAAUCAUAUCUAGCUAGGUUAGAUAUAGAAUUACAUGACAAGAAUUUUGCAGCUUAUAACUUCUUACCAAGGUAUAUUUGUGUCACCUGACUUCAAAGAUUAAGUGACUAAUAGUUAUUCGAUGUGUUGUUUCUGUACUUUGUCAAAUUUUAUACAACUACCUCAAAACAGCACUUCAGAAUUUAACCUAUGUUUCUUAUCCUUUUUUAUAUGUCAAAUUUUCUUUGAUUAUUUUGGCUUAAUAAGGAGAGUGAGUGUCUGAAUGAAUUUAGUAUAAAGCAGAAACUUUUUAGUAAGAAGUAAUUAAGUUUAGAUUUUAAACUGCCCAUAUCCAGUUUGACCUUACUUAUUAAUUUUGAUGCAGUCUACAAAAUAAGAACAGUAAUGCCUCCUUUUUGACAGCAUUCCAGAGUUUUUGAACUUGUUUUUCUUAAAAUGAUAGAUAUUGUGUAAAAUGAUGAUUGCCCAAUUUCGUAGGAAAGAUUAUUUAGAUAGUUCAUGACAUUUCAUGUGUUUAAGAAUGUAUAUGAAUAUGAAGAUUAUAUAAUUGGCAAUUGAACUCUCAACCUGGUAUAAUUUGUUCUUGAUUAUGUUAUUGUUAGAAAAUACUGAACAAUUUGUUAUAAUGUAUAUUUACAUUACAUUUGAAUAAUGCUGUUUAUCAAGUUUGGAUCUGAGCGAUAUAUUUAUGAUGUACACUUUUUUUUAUCAACUAUUAUUUUCAGUGUGUUAGAGGGAAGACUCAUUUUCAUUUCAUCUGUUUCAUUUUCAUUUUUUUAAGAUUUCAGAAAAUAAAAAUUUUCAAGUAAUUA